CUAACGUACCGACGUGUCGCUUGAUUUUUUUACAGCGAGAUCAAAAACAAACAUUUAUUACAUGAAAUAUUUCGAAUUGUAAAUUUAUUGCUUUGUGAGGUGAAUGUCUUGUGUGUUGGAUUGCUUGUGAGAAAGUUAUGGUAGCAUGUGGGUGUCUGUGGGUGCAGAGAGCGGGCCGGGCGCUCCAGGCGGGCGCGGCAAGCACUCAGCCACUCUGCUGGGUGGUUACGUGUACGUGCUGGGUGGUCGUGGCGGGGCCGGCUCCGUGCCGCUGAGGGACUUCUGGAGGUACUGUCUGGCGACGGGGCGCUGGGAGCGGCUGGAGGCGCGGGGCGAGGCGCCGCCCUCGCUUCAGGAGCACUCGGGCACGGCGCACGAGGGCCGCCUCUACGUGUUCGGGGGCGAGGCCGCCGCGCUCUCCAGCGAGACGCCGCUCUGGGUCUACGACACUGAGUUACAAGUAUGGCGCAAGCUGUCGGGCGCCGCGUGCCCUACGUACAAGGACGUGCGGCGGCUCACUACGACCGGCCAGGACCCGCGCGGUGCGUGCGCCGGGCCCCGCGGCCGCCGGGGACACUCGGCGCACGCACUGCGGGACUGUCUGCUGAUCUACGGGGGCUACCGGGACUUGCGCGGCUCCACCAACGAGCUGUGGGCGUUCCAUUAUGAAACGGAAUGGUGGCAGCAAGUUCGCACGUCGACGCCGGGUCCGGCCCGUCACCGACACGCGGCCGUGCUGCACGACACACGGCUCUACGUGCACGGCGGCCAGUGCGACCUACAGGACUGCGCUGACUUGUGGCACUACGACACCAUAUCGCGGGUGUGGACGAGCGUGCGCACUCCCGCCAAGCUGUCUCCGAGCGCUCGUAGCGGGCACGCCGGGCUGAGAGCUGGGGCACACCUCUAUAUCUUUGGAGGAGAGGCCAACGGACAUCCCACCAACGAGCUGUGGAGGUUCCAUUUUGCGACGGAGACUUGGGAGCGUAUAGUACAGAGCGUCAACUGGCCGACCGCGCGCGUGGACUGUUGCGCCCUGCUCGUGGGGACCAGCGGCUCCCGCGCCGCACCGACCGAGCCCCGCGGGCACGAGAGCAGACCAGAGCCGCCCGCCGGUUUCCUGCGGGAGAUCUCCAAGCUCUCCUCCUUCCGUAUCCGGCGUGCGGCACGCUGCUCUUACAGCGUGCUCGGGGAUAAAGACUCCACGGAGAGUUUGAUCAGGGAGCCAUCAACGAUGUCAAAGUCACGGUCGGCGUACAUCAUCGACGAGCGGCAGCCAGCGGACGGCGACGACAGCCCACAGCCCUGCCCGCGGCAAGACAUGAGCAGGGAACCGAUAUCCGUGCCGGACUUCGCGGACAUGGUGCUGCCUACGCCUGUGCUGUCCCCGGUGGAAGCCACCAAACUUGUAUACUUCGACUCUGAAGAGGAGGAGGACAUGAAACGUGAGAGCCGGAAAGAGAGCAAAACUACAAUCCUGACCAAGUCUGCCUCCGUAAAGUUCACCAAAAUACCAGUCACGGACACUACUGAAGAUGAGGCGGAACUAUCCACGUCAGACUACGCCAGCGCUGAGAAGGUUAACAGGCUCCCCAAAACAUCACUAGGGUUCAGCAACCCGCACUACCUGGGGCCUGAUGUGCGGAGGCUGGGGUCGGCCAUGACUCCCGACUCGGGCGUGGGCGCGGGAGACAUCGAGCUGCAGGAGCUGGGUGAGAGGAAGGCCAGCCAAGGACGGCUGUACCUGAUGGUGGUGGGCGGCCGGGAACCAGCUCACCCCGCGCUGCUGCGGCGCCCGCUUUCCAUGUGGACCUACCGACUGUUGUAGCGGAACGCCACCACAUGACAACAAAAUGUCAUAUAGGCCCAUAGCGCACAAUGUACAGUGCCAAGUAGAAUAAAAAAUUGACAUGUUUAUUGUGACCAACAAAUAAGGCAAUGAGAGAGAUGUUCAUUUUUUUUAUUAAAAGGGACGAGACGAGCAGAACGUUCAGCUGCUGGUAAUUGAUACGCCCUGCCCAUAACAAUGCAGCACCGCUCAGGAUUAUUGAAAAACCCAAAAAUUUGUGAAUGUCACCACAAUUGCGCUCGUCAUCUUGAGACAUAAGAUGUUAUAUCUCCUUUGCUCAGUUGCCCUUCAGACUGAAACACAGUAAUGUUUACACAUUACUGCUUCACGGCAGAAAUAGGCCCCGCCGUUGUGGUACGCAUAAGGCAUAGAGGCCAGCUCCCGUGUAAAGGAGCCCACUGGUAAAAUUGAUAUCGCAGAUAUGUUUACGACACAAAAUUCUAAAUUAUAUUGGGUUUAAGCAUUCAAAUAUUACAUUAUGUAAGUCGUGGUAAAUACGAAAGAACAGUAUAAUUCUCACUAGCUAUAUAUAUGAAUGUAAAUAAUAUCUAUUAUAGUAAGUCAACCAUCUAUAUCUGGCUACUAAAAAGUUAUAGAAAGUUAUUCUAAACGAAUACCUAUAGACUCAUAGUUUUCAAGAUCAAUCGUUACUUGGUAUGUAGGUAAGGUGACUGGAGGUAAGUCGAAAAUGAUUUUUGAUCAGAUAAACAGUGUUGAUUUGAAACUGUUGUGUAACAAAGGGAUUCAAGUCAAUAUAAUGUGUAAAAUGAUGUUUUGGAUAAAAAAGUAUAGUCAACUUGUUUAUUUAAUGAUGACAGAAAUCUUUUUGAAACAAUAUUUUAUGAAAAAAAAACGUCAAUAAAGUUGGUCUUAAGAAAAAAAAUAGGUAGGGGAAAGAUGAAAUGCCGAAGGGGUAAGAUUGAAAUAGUGACUAAAAUCUUUUUGAAGGUCUUUAUGUAUAUGAGGUGAUCAAUAAACUUUCUGCUCUGAUAACAUAAAUAGCUUGAAAAUCAGUUACAUUCAUAAAUCGCAUUCUAAAUGCCAGAAAUAAUAAUUUAUCAAAAAAAAUAUAUCGAUCUUACCCCGUUGAAACGGUUGGCAGUCAGGGGUUCUCAACAUGUUAUAAAAAGAUAUAAAAAAAAAAAUUCAUAUUCAUGCUCAUGACUGUCAAGCCUUAGUCGGUUCGAUAAAUAAAAUACACGUUUUUAUUUAGGACCACGUAGCGCACUCGUAUUUUAUUUUAUUAAAUAAACCACGAAACAGAACACAAUUAAACAUUAUUAAAAAUAUUAUCGUCACAUAUCCAUUUAUUAAUUACAUUAAAGCUAAGUCCAAGUAACGAUACGGGAGAGAUAUCGUCUGACUGAAGAACAGGUUGUGGAGGCUGAAAUACGUUUUCCAUUUUAUGCUUUUCUAUACAGCGCUUGUAAGAUCUUGGAUCAUACUUAUCGACUGAAAUUACAUCCGAAUUAAAAGGACAUAUUGAAGUUUUUAUAAAGCCGUUGAUAAUACUUUCAGAUUUUGUAUCAUUCCAUACUUCUGCAAAUAAGUUCGAGAAUACUUUUUUAAAUAGCUUCACACCAACGUUAUGUCGCUGCCAUUCAACUAACUUGGCAUCCCAGCUAGAUUUAAAAGAUUUAAAUACAGCCACGUCCAGUGCCUGUAAAAGAUGAGACGUAUGAUAUUGUGACAUUAUGUUUUCGUGCCAACUCAACCACUUUUAUACCAACACGAGUGCUAUGACCGUCGUGGAUUACCAGAACUGUCCUUUCUUCGCCGAGUCCUGGAAUAAAUACUUUUUCCAUGUAAUUAUGGAAUAUUUCCGUCUCCAUCCAUCCCCUUUUACUAGCUGCGUAAGAUAACUCGAAAUAACGUGUGUCGUAUGGUUAAAGGAGUCAGUUUCUGUCCGCCAGCACUUACUGCUGUUAGAACUGAUAUAUGUUCUUUGCCUGUACCGUGAGUUGUUCGAGAGUAUGGCGCCUCCUUUCGCCCAACUACUUUAGUUUUAGAGGGAUCCAAACUAACGGAAGUCUCAUCAAAGUUCCAGAUGAGUUAUGGCCUUUGUUCAAGACCUAAUGUCUUUAGAGUAGCCUGCAAUAGGCUAAAAUAUUCACCCACGAUGAACGGAUCUGAAUUCUUUCUUCUGACAUGCUCAAUAGGUUGAGCCUUUUUCAAUGAUAAUCUAUGUCGUUUUCUAAAGUUUGUAAACCAAUCUGGACCUGGAACUCCACUAUUAAAUGGUGUUGAUAUUGAUUCAAAUUCAACCCAUUCAAAUGAACGAAUUCUCUUAUAAGUGAAAACACUUCCUUUCUUAAUAACCCCAAUCCUCAUUUUUCUAAUACUGCAAGUCCGUUCGCCAAUUGAGUUUCUAUUUCAAGAUGCAAAACCAGUGGACGCCCUAGAGUGCUGCUUUUUAUUCCAGUUUUUUUUAUGUAAGCGAUUGUGUAGUGUAGCGGCAGGUAAGGUUAUAUAACUUAGCUGCUGCAUACAUGGUUAAUUCUUUAUUCUCUACCCUCUGUAUGUAUGGCAAUCGCCAAGUCCUCAGGAGUAUAACAAGUUGCCCGUAACAAUUUCCUUAUAUAGUUACGAGGCAUGUUGAUCCUAAAACAAAAAAUAAAAAGUUAUCUAUAUGCAAGUUGAAAUUGCAUAUUUAGUGUUCCAUACCGUGGUUGAUUUUCUGGUCGCAAAUUAAGGAUUUCUUUGAUAUUUAUGUAUAAAAAACUUAAAUAUCAAAGGAGCAUCCCUACCUAAGUACAGAUACAGAAACAAGUAAUCAUCAUAACAUGCCUGUAUUCCCCGGAGGGUAAAGUAGAGGUGUAUCUUCUUAUCGUGUUGAUCAACGGUAUUAAAAAAUUUCUAGACCAGUUGUCCGCCACACAAACUAUAGGUGUAUAGAACACCCAUAUUUUGCCAGCUAUGUGUAAGCCCUAAAUAAUAUAAGACAAUCCGUGUAUUAAUCCAGACUCCCGGCUCUUACAGAGAGAUUCCUAUUGGAAAAUCAAAAAUACAGCCUGGCAUCGAACCCAAAACCUCAUGCACAGCAGCUGCGCUUGCGACGACCAUCGAGGCAAAUUCUCGUAAAUAAUUUCCCUACCAAAGGAAAUUAUUAGAGAAAAUUAACAAGACCAUAACGGUAGGAUUACCUAAUUUGAUUAAAUAAAUGACCACAGUGGUUUAACGAUGAUUAGAAUACAACAUAAAUUUAAAGACAUCAAAAUGAAAACGUUAACCAUGGAUUCAGUAGGUACACAAUUCUAGACACCCCAGCGUAGAAUUUUUUCAUCUGCUUAAAAAAUCAGCUGUGUAUUAUACAUUUUGUCAUCGUGUAAGUAUUGCACUUAUGUAUACGAGUACUACGCCUGACUUUUUUUGAAACCAACAAGCGUUUUAACAGAAGAGAGUAUAGAAUUAUGUACUGAUUCCAUGAUAAAAAAUUUUGAUACGAUGUUUUGAAAGGGAUAUCGUGUAUUUCAGAUUGAGAACCCCUGACUUUUUGUAGGAGUUUCAUAAACGGGUAAAAUGGAAAGUUUUAUAUUAUCAUCUUACCCCGUUAAAUUUUGCAGGGGAAGUUUGAAAGGCACCAUAAAUCUUAAAAUACUUACGUGAAAUAUACUAAUAACAGCUGAUUUCAAAUCUAAUUACGAAUAUCAAAACAAAAUGUUUGUUCUUACCUAUGUAAGGAGAUACAGCAAGCGGAGUUAGAUUAAAAAACUCAAUUUUACGCGUGUAAUGUGUCCGUACGGAAAAAUGAUAAAAAACACACGUACGCUCUCACUUCACGCGACUGAUGGAGACUGCAGGGCGGGGCAAGACAAAAUGGUGUCCACGACGAUAUUGUCAGCAUUAAAAAAAUUCCUUGAUAUUCGGCGUUAUUGUAUUUUUUUAUCUUUCCCCGUUUUUUAUCUUACCCUCAGUCACCUUACAUACCUACUUGGUAUGUACUUAGUAGGUAAGUAGUAGGUAAGUACCUAUCAGCAUAAUAACGACUUUAAAACGUUAAAUUCUCAUUUCAAUACCACAAGAUCCUUCUCUUUUUGGGGUGUUUAGGUCUUAAGGGUAACAUACGGACGCAAAAAAUGCUCUCACAAUAAGGUACCUACUUAAUAUAUAAAAAUAUUUUGAGUAGAUACGUAAUUAAAAAUAAGUUUCAAUGUAUGUAGUAGUAAGUAGGUACUAUUAUCUUUAUCAGUCAAGUCGUCAAUCGAAGUAGCCAAAGCAUAUAAUUAUUUUAUUGUAGCCUGGGGAAUUGCAUAAAUUCCCUUAGACCACAAAUAAUUCCGGGCAUUAUUUUUAUUUGAGAUCAAUUUAUUUUCUCAAAAUGUUUUUAUUAAGAAUUUAUUAACAUUAGCUUUUUUAGAUUUAAGAAUAAUAAAACAACAACAACUGCAGCUCUGACUAAAAAUCUUGACAGAAACAAUUCAUAAAUCUGGAUAUAUUUUGAAAACGAAAUGGGAAAGAAAUAUCCUGUGUCGGGCUGUUUUAAAAUUCUGGCUUAUAAAGCCCGGUAUCCACCAAAGCGGAGAUGUAUUUUGAUAACCAAUCAUAUUUUCUUCAUCUCUCCGCUUAGUUUCGGUGAAAAUGGAUCAAGCGGAAGGGAGAUGUCUCAUUUGUCUAUAGAAUUUUCGUCAGAGCGGAGAUGCGUGUAGGCGGACCUUUCGUAGACAUAACUUGACUGAUUUCCAGCUCUCCCAGCUCACAUUUCCGUUAUGCACAGCUCACAUCUUCUCAUCGCUUUGGUGGAAAUAUCCUGACACCUUCACGGCUUAUCUCCUUCUCGUCUCCCCGCCUCUCCGAUUUAAUGCAGUUCACCAAACUGGUGCAACCAAAUCGUAUCCAUGGAUGUGAGCUGUGAAAUACCGAAAUCAGUCAAGUGAUGUCUACGACUUCGAAAAAUAACGCUUUCGGGGGUGCGAGGCGCGGGGGAAGACCGCGGGUAAAGGGCCGCCCGGCUAAACGCAUCUCCGUUUUGCAUUGCUCGACGCGGCACAAAAUUAUAUAUACAAAUGAGACAUCUUCUCUCCUCUCCGCUUGAUCCAUUUCCACCGAAGCUAGAGAAGAGAUGUGGACAGUACGCAAUCUGAUUGGUUAUUAAAAUACAUCUCCUCUCCUCCCCGCUUUGGUGGAUGCAGGGCCUUAUUGUCAGAAUUGCACCUAUACUAGGCCUUUGUUUGCGGCCUAUAUGUCUAAUCCCAUUUGAGCAAUUUUUGAAGUACCUAGCUACUGCAACACUUACAAAAACAAAAAUAUCAAUCACAGCGAAACAGACAGACACACUUGAUGAUGAUAUGGAUAUUAUUACAAUAUAAUUUUGAUCUAGAGUUAAAAACCAAGGGGAACUGAGUCGAGAACGUUUGUAUGGUAUAAUGGCGGCUAGUGUUUCUUCUUAAUGCAACAUCAGAUACGCGAGAGCAUAUUUUGCGUCUUAUAAAACCAGGCUCUGGUUAAAACUCACAAUAGUAGACACUUCCAGUAUAUAUGUAGUAAUAAGAAAGCUCAAUGUACUUAAUUUAGAACCUAGGUAGGUGUUUUAUGUUCCGUGAUAAUAUUAUUCAACAUUUUAUUAUAGAUAUCAUAAACUUUUUUUAAGCGGAUGCGUUACUUAAAUUAUAUACGAUGUACCUAAUCUUAAACCUUGAUUGAACCUUUUGACUUACGUACCUUCUUCAGGUACGUACAAUAAUUACUACCUACCUGUCAUAGCACUCUAAAUGAGGAGGUAAUAGAAAUGUUAUACUCGUGAAACGCCGCGGAUAUUGCGGGACAAUUGUAUGGUGUUCAAAAUGACGGCAAUAGGUAUAUUUUAUUAAACAAAAAAAAAACAACAAUUUAGUUAAAAAAGACUCACGAAAUGUUAAAUUUUGAUUGGUAUGGUUGCAGAUAGGCUACGUUUCCGCAUUUUGAUAUACGUACUAAAAUACUCCAUAAUAUUAAUGCGUUUCUAUAAAUAGAAACUAAAUCUCACCUUACUCGGACGCGACAUGUUUUAUUUGGCUAUAUCACUUCUAGAACCUUCGCAUUUAGAUUCCUAUGGUACCUUCCUUCUAACGUAUGAAAGAAUAUCUAAUGUUUCACUAAAAUCUUAUCGCGACGCGGCAUACUGUAACAAAAUGACAUGUUGUGUGCUAGCUGUGUUACUUUUAUAUUUACGUUAUCGUUAUUUUUGUUAAGUUAUUGAUAACAGUGAACUUACAACUUUUUAUUAAGUUUAAUUAUUAUGAAAUUAUUUACCUACUUAGUGCAAUAUUAUUGUUUUAAGUUACGUUAUGCAAGUGACAACUUGGUAAUAUUAAAUUCUGACUGAGGAUUUUAAAAGAUAUAAUUGUGAAAGCUACCCAUGGAAAUCGCCAACUUUUUAAAUUAAGUAAUACAUAGAUUGACUAUCGGCCGUUUUCAAUAACCUAUUUAUCCUUAGUUUACUUACUAGAGGUAGACAAAAUAUCUACUCUUUUACGCUUACAUUUGCUUUACUUACAUUUCAAUAACCUAUUGACAGAUAGCAUUGAACUAUAACUAAUAAUAUAACUAUAGUGGACAUAACUAUGGAUAGAUAAGAUCUUGUCAUUAAACGGUGAUAGCAAUAUAUUAUCCAUAACUAGAGAUAUGUUAUUGAAAACGGCCGUCAAUCUACCUAAGAUUUUUAGGGAAAAGAAAGACAAAUUAGCGUACCCCAUAAGUGAGCAACCCCAUAGAUGACUCCUUAAUAUUUGUCUUCCACAUUAAGGCGGAAUCCGAAUUUCCAAUCGGUCGAAAUGUAAAAACCUAUCAUUUCUAUACUAGGGGAGGAGCUGAAGCGCAAUUGCAAAUGGAAUUUCCUUUGUGAUUUUCGCACAAACUGGAGUCAUCUGUGGAGUUAAAGUGAACAAGACUUCAUUUUCACACAUUUUUAUAAGUACUUACUGUAAGUAGGAUGCAAAACACAAAUCUACUGACUCGUAAUGCAAGACGGGUUUUGAUUUGAGGAUGGAUUGUUCGAAUUUCGGUUAAAAUGGAGAAAUACAAUUGAAAAAAAAAGUAAUUGUUGUAAUUGUAUAAGUAUAAUAUAUUUAUGACCUACCUUUUUUUCUUGAACAAUACGCAAAUUUCGUAAGUCUCAAAUAGUUCCUCGUGCGGUCAACGGCCACAGAGCCUGAGGAUACCUCGCUGUCACUGCGUAACGUCAAUAACACAAAUGCAACUGCAAUAGCAUGACGGGUCUUUUAUGUGCAUAGUUCUUAUAUCAAUAUUCAUUCAAAUUGUGUUAAAAUAAAUGACUUUAUAACAUA
Molecule: messenger RNA, 9111 nt
Organism: Leptidea sinapis
Lineage: Eukaryota; Metazoa; Arthropoda; Insecta; Lepidoptera; Pieridae
Exons: 9
Coding region: 146-1828 (560 amino acids)
Cellular component (GO): Golgi apparatus
Molecular function (GO): protein binding
Source: RefSeq, a predicted model, not a curated record